AUGUCGAUUGCUGAUUUGGCCGAACCUACAAUCACAACCUUUUUCCCUUUAAUCAACUCGGCUGCACUUGAGUUAUCCAUGGAGGCAAAAUCCAUAGAAUGCAACACUGUUCCCGAAAAUACAUUAGGUCCGAAUCCCGGAGAGAAUUCGGGAGAAUCUGAUGCCACUUGCCCUUGGACCCAAAAGCUUUGCCCGUCCCACCCCACAGCUCCCAAUGUUGUAUAUCCUCAACAGGCCCAUCAUAAUCUACGCUCAUCACUUUGGAAUCGAAGUUUAUGUACUGCUGAAGCUGGAAAUGCUGAGCAUAAGAGUUUAGAUAGUGCUGCAGCUGAGUAUUGUGAGGGAAAGUGUCUGCCGAAGACGGCCAUGGGAAAUCUGAGAACUCGAAGCUCUGUUUGGGAACUUGAAGCCUAG
Messenger RNA from Striga asiatica, 414 nucleotides. The record is from the annotation of a GenBank genome assembly. Lineage: Eukaryota; Viridiplantae; Streptophyta; Magnoliopsida; Lamiales; Orobanchaceae.